Penicillium angulare is the source of this 636-nucleotide messenger RNA. RefSeq names its product blue light-inducible protein Bli-3. NCBI's taxonomy places the organism in Eukaryota, Fungi, Ascomycota, Eurotiomycetes, Eurotiales, Aspergillaceae. Bases 1 to 636 code for a protein of 211 amino acids. The record is from RefSeq and is a predicted model, not a curated record. The transcript has 3 exons.
AUGUCUGCCGCACCCUCUGUCAACACUAGCACGGGCCAACAUGCCGUGGACCCUUACAAGACCCAGAACUUCGAAGAUCCACCUCUUCCCCAGAAGAUCGAGGAGCUAGUCGAAUUUAUUUCAGGAGUCAAGUUCGGCAUGUUGACAACUAAGCAGUCGGAAGGCGAAUAUUUGGCUUCUCGUUGCAUGGCUCUAGCCGCACAGGAAAACGGUGGAAUUGAUCUCAUCUUCCACACAAACCUUUUCUCCGGCAAAACAAUGGACCUCACCCUCCACCCCAAAGAAACCAAUAUGUCCUUCCUGGACCCUGUAAGCGGCUCCUGGGCUUCGAUCUCCGGCACUGCAUCCGUUAUCGCGGAUCCAGCUAUCGUCCAGAAAUAUUACUCUCCAACACUGAAGGCCUGGCUCGGUGAUAUGGGCGAUGAAGUACAUGAUGGAGGUCCCUCCGAUCCUCGCAUUGGAGUAAUUAAGCUUGAAGCCAAGCUAGCGACACAUGUUGCUGCGCAGAAAGGAAUCCUGGGUCGAGCAGUCGAUACGGUAAAGGGAGCUGUUCAAGGCAGUGUUCCCCCUAUCAAUUCGAUUCGGGAACUGAGCGCGGAGGAGCUGGCAGAGUGGCGACGUACACACAAGGAAUAA